This is a messenger RNA of Anopheles coluzzii, 3876 nucleotides long. It is a transcript of the gene kz, whose product is annotated as probable ATP-dependent RNA helicase kurz. The transcript has 4 exons. Gene Ontology annotation, molecular function: ATP binding; RNA binding. Bases 99 to 3773 code for a protein of 1224 amino acids. Lineage: Eukaryota; Metazoa; Arthropoda; Insecta; Diptera; Culicidae. The record is from RefSeq and is a predicted model, not a curated record. Gene Ontology annotation, biological process: maturation of SSU-rRNA from tricistronic rRNA transcript (SSU-rRNA, 5.8S rRNA, LSU-rRNA). Gene Ontology annotation, cellular component: intracellular anatomical structure; nucleolus.
GCACGUGUUGGUUCGUAAAAUGUAAACAACGUCCUCUCGGCACAACAACGGGCUAGUUUGCCGGGCUGUGUGCAUUGCCGCGUGUGAACAUUUUCAGCAUGGGUAAACGAAGGUUCAACGAAAAGGGUCGCCAAAAGGUGGAAACCAUCAUCGAUGAUUCGGAAACGAAGAAGAUCAAACUAGACUUCGCACCCGGCGACGAGUACGGAGGGCAGGACAACUCAAACGUGCUGGUACUGCCGUCAAAGAAGCGCGAGACCAAAAUCAAGAAAGACCGUACGGUGGUGACGAAAAUCUUGUCGAAAAAGCAACGCAAACGGCUGGAAAAGAUUGUCGACCAGAAGAAGAAAAAGGAAAAUCGCUCCUCGCUCAUUGCCUCGCUAGUGGCCGUGCAGGCGUCGAAGGACGACUUGAGUGGCUUUCGGAAGUUGAGCGAGGUGCAGACGAAAGGGUUGAAGCAACAUUUCAAGGAGCAGAAGUAUGGCGUUACCUACGUCAACAAUGCGAAGGAAGCGGGCGUGGCCAAAAUCAAAAGUUUGGUCGGUAGUCGCCGGAAGCGGUUGGCCUUACUGCGCCAGGCAGGUCCAGCAUCGGUGGAAGAGGUGGAAGGUGAAUAUGAUCCCAAUGUGGUCGGGUUGAACGAUCCCUCCUCGAGUGAAGAUGAAUCGGAGGAAGAAGUGGAAGAGGAAGGAGAAGAGGGAAACGAGCAGGAGGAAGAGGAGAGCGAACAGGAAUCCGCUCAAGAGGAUGAAAACGAAGAGGUAGACAAAAAUCAACCGGAACAAGAGUCGAUUACAGAGGAAAGUAGUAAAAAGGUAGAAAAUGCACCUCCCGAGGAUGUGAAGCAGCCCAAUGGCGAGAAAGAGAAGCCCACUGUCGUGGAUCGAAAACCAGCCACCUACAUUCACGUGGAGCGCGAUCCAGCGAUCCAAGCAGCCCGUUUAAAGCUUCCAAUUCUGGGCGAAGAGCAGAUAAUUAUGGAAACGAUAAGUGAAAACAAAAUAACCAUCCUAGCCGGUGAAACGGGAAGUGGAAAAACGACCCAAAUCCCGCAAUUCCUCUACGAAGCCGGUUAUGGCGAACGGGGGCUGAUCGGUGUUACCGAGCCGAGGCGUGUGGCAGCCGUCUCCAUGUCGAAGCGUGUCGCACACGAGAUGAACCUGUCGACCGACGUCGUCUCGUACCUAAUCCGGUACGAAGGCAACGUGACGGACAGGACGAAGAUCAAGUUCAUGACGGACGGUGUGCUGCUGAAAGAGAUCGAGGUGGACUUUCUGCUCAACAAGUACUCCUGCAUCAUACUGGACGAGGCGCACGAGCGGAGCGUCUACACCGACAUCCUCAUGGGGUUGCUGUCGCGCAUCGUUCGGUUGCGCGAAAAGCGUGGCAACAAUCCGCUGCGCGUAAUCAUCAUGUCGGCCACGUUGCGCGUGCAGGAUUUUACGGAAAACAAGAAACUGUUCCUGGACACACCACCCGUCAUUAAUAUCGAUUCGCGCCAGUUUCCCGUGACGGUGCACUUUAACAAAACUACGCCGGACGAUUAUUUGCGCGAAGCUUUUCUGAAGACGGUGAAAAUACACACCAAACUGCCGGACGGUGGUAUACUGGUGUUUUUGACCGGUCAGAAGGAGGUAAACACGAUGGUGCGCAAACUGCGCAAGAUGUUCCCAUUGCGCGGGGACAAGGAGGGCGUAAGGACCGGUAAGAAAGUGGAUGAGAAGAAGGAGGAGGUGGUGAGAGACGAAGAGGACGAAUUUGAUAAUGUGUACCGGGGCAAGCCGGCCCACAAACCGCCCAAAGCGAAAUCGAGCAAAAGGCAAAAACGUGAUCAGCUCCCCGUACUGCCGCAAAUUAACCUGGAUGCGUACGAUCUACCGCACGUGGACGAUACCGAGGGUGAUCGGGCGGAAGAGAACGACACGGCCAGUGAGCUGGACUCGGACGACGACGACGACGAGCUUAACGCGGCCAACCUUUCCGCCAGCGUGUCCGAACUGCGCAAAAGUCAACCGCUGUGGGUGUUGCCGCUGUACUCGAUGCUGUCGCCGGACAAGCAGCAGCUAAUCUUCCAACCCCCGCCGGAAGGCGCUCGGCUGUGCGUGGUCGCCACGAACGUGGCCGAAACGUCGCUCACCAUCCCGGACAUCAAGUACGUGGUCGACACGGGCCGGCAGAAGACGAAGCUGUACGACAAAACGACGGGCGUGACCGCGUUCGUGGUGACGUACACGAGCAAAGCGUCCGCAAACCAGCGUGCUGGGCGGGCGGGACGUGUCGCACCCGGGCACUGCUAUCGGCUCUACUCCAGUGCCGUGUUUAACGACGAGUUUGUAGAGUUUGCACCGCCCGAGGUGCAGCAGAAGCCCGUCGACGGGUUGAUGCUGCAGAUGAAGUGUAUGGGCAUUGAUAAGGUGCUGAAUUUCCCCUUCCCCUCGCCGCCCGAUCCGGUGCAGCUGAUGUCGGCCGAGCAGCGGCUGCUGCAGCUCGGCGCACUGGAGCAAGUGAUCGUCCGGAACGGUGGCCAGAAGGUGCAGAAGAAUCAAACGCUUACGCGCGUCACCGAGCUGGGGCGUACGAUGGCAGCCUUCCCGGUAGCGCCACGGUUCGGGAAGAUGCUAGCGCUCAGCCAUCAGCAUGCGCUGCUCCCGUACGUGAUCUGUCUCGUGGCGGCCCUGUCCGUGCAGGAAGUGCUGGAGGAGGUUUCGCUGUCGGAGGAGGCCAACAACACGGAAAGCGGUAAGCGCUGGCGCCAGAAGCGGAAGAUUUGGGCCGGGACGGGCGAAUCGUUGCUGCUCGGUGAUCCCAUGAUACUGCUGAAAGCGGUCGGUGCGGCCGAGCACGCCCACAGCAAGGGUGUGCUGGAAGAGUUUUGCACCGAAAAUGGGAUCCGGUUGAAAGCGAUCCGCGAAAUUCGAAAGCUACGCAUCCAGCUAACGAACGAGGUGAACGCCAACCUGCUCGGCAUGAACCUGGCCGUCGAUCCGGAUAUGGCACCACCGACCGCAACACAAAUCCGGCUUCUACGGCAGCUGCUGCUGAUCGGCAAUGCGGAUCAGAUCGCGCGCAAACUGCCCGAGAGUGACAUUAAGCUGAAGACGGAUGCGCGCAAGCUGAAGCAUGCGUACAAUCUGCCCAUGAUUGAUGAGCCCGUGUUUCUGCACGCGAGUUCCGUGCUGCGGCGGGAGCAGCCCGAGUGGGUAUGCUACCAGGAGGCGUACGAAGCGAUCGUACCGGGCGUCGUCGGGGAGGAGGGAAGCGAUAAGACGAAAAUGUUCGUGCGCGGCAUCACCGCCAUCGAGCCGGACUGGUUGCCCAAGUUUGUGCCGAACGUGUGCAACGCGAUCGACGUGCUGGAGGAACCGAUCCCACCGGCGUACAAUGCGGCCACCGAUACGAUCGAAUGCCACGUGAGGGCGACGUUCGGCAAGACGAGCUGGGAGUUGCCGGCGUCCGUGGUGGAGAUGCCCAAAAACAUGCUUCGAUGCAAAUACCUUUUAAAGUUUAUCCUGCAAGGGAUCGUUUUUAAGCAGCUGAAACCGUUCCGGAAAUCGUUACUUUCGUCCCCGGACUCGGUGCUGAAGCUGUACUCCACGGCCGUCCCCCGUAUCGAUGCGGCGUUGAAGGUGAUGCUGGCGAACGAGCUGUUCAAUGCGCAGCGUUUCCACGAGCUGUGGCAAGCGGAUCCAAAGUUUUUCUGCCGUGAAUAUGCUGACUUUCUGCCCGUUUCCUGCCACGAGGAUGUUGCCAAACUGUGGCCCCCGGUGGAGUAAACGUUCGUGCUAGAAACAAAGCGUAUCCCCCCGCAUUCCCAACCUUCGGGAAUGAUGCGUGUAUGCGCGUGUAUGUAUUAAAUUGCUUUGCGAAAGCAAACGA